AUGGAUGAAUCAUGGGAAAAAUGGUUUUCUGAUUUAGAAAUGGAUGAUGAUGAGUUGCGUUUGUUCAACGAACACGACGUGAACUCUCUUGAGGAAGAAUUGAUGAAGGGAGAGAGUUCAGUGCCUUAUGAUUCAGAUUUUGCUAUCAACAACAACAACAACAUGGAAAAUCUUUCAUGUUUGGAAACGAACACGAAUUCUAGUUCGGAGAAGAACCAUGAAUUUUCAUCCUGCACUCUCUCUUUCGAGAACUCCACUGUUGUGUCAAAUGAUGCUGAUGAAGCAUUCCAUGCGAAGCAAAAGAAAAGCACUUUUCAGACGCAGCUGCAUAUAAUGUCUGAGAGGAAGAGGAAGAGGAGAGAGAAAAUCAGCACUAUGAGGGAAAUGGGUGAUGAUGAGUUUCAUUUGUUCGUUGAACACGAGAUGAACUCUCUCGAGGAAGAAUUGAUGAAGGGAGAGAGUGGUUCAGGUUUUGGUAUCAACAAAAACAACAACAACAUGGGCGAUGGUUCGUGUUUGAAAAAGAACACACAACGUGCGAAUUCUGGUUCGGAGAAACAGGUAUUUUCAUCCUGCACUCUCGCUUUUGAAGACUCCACUGUGGUUUCAAAUGUUGCUGAUGCAGCAUUCCAUGCAAAGCCUGAAAAGAAAAGAAGCACUUUUCAGACGGAACAGCACAUCAUGGCUGAGAGGAAGAGGAGAGAGAAAAUCAGCACUAUGAUGAUAGAACUUUCAACCAUGCUUCCUGGUUUGAAAAAGUUGGACAAGAUAUCUAUCGUUGGAAAAACGAUCGAUUAUGUGAAACAUUUAGAGAAUCGUGUAAAUGAUUUGCAAGAACAGAAACGUAAGACAGAAUCUGUAAAGUGCUGCAAAAACAAGGGAUCCAAUGUUAAUAUUUCAGAAAAAUUUCCGAAAGUCGAUGCAAGUGUUUCAGGUAAAGAUGUAAGAAUCAGAGUUAUUUGUGACAGACGAGAAAACAUUGUAACAAAGCUAUUUUCGAAGCUUGAAUCUCACCAUCUCUCCAUAGUUUGUAGCAGUGUUCUGCCAUUGGGAAGUUCUGCUCUAAACAUUUCUAUCAUUUGCCAGGUGGAACAUUUCAGCAUGGCAGUAGAUGACUUAGUGAAUAUUUUAAAUGAGGAUUUAUUGAAAUUAUAUAACUUGCAAUAA
Messenger RNA from Vigna angularis (adzuki bean), 1167 nucleotides. Its product is annotated as transcription factor NAI1. The record is from RefSeq and is a predicted model, not a curated record. Bases 1 to 1167 code for a protein of 388 amino acids. The transcript is spliced from 5 exons. Gene Ontology annotation, molecular function: protein dimerization activity. Lineage: Eukaryota; Viridiplantae; Streptophyta; Magnoliopsida; Fabales; Fabaceae.